GUUAGUAGAGAGAGUUUGUGUGUGUAUGUAGCGUUUCCCUUCACUGCUUUACAGUGUAAUGUCAGAUCACUGCACAACAGCACAUCUGAUCUGCUGGAAAAAGGAGGAACGGAGAGACAGGACGGUCAUGAGUAGCUGUCUUUGAUGAAUUCCAGUCUGAGAAACACCAUUUUCAACCAGAUUUUGCUCAGGUAAUUUUCUUCUGAUAAUCAAUGAUCCAGUACAACUGCUCAUCUCCAGACUCUCUCUACGCCACUGUGAAUGCAUCAUGGUGCUCCAUCAGAGAGGACGAGUGUCACAACAAAACAGCGAGCCAGUCAGACCUCUGUCUGAGCCGCAGCGCUUACCUGGAGAAGUACCUGGGCCCUUGCCGCUCACCUUUCUUCCUGCCUAUGUGCGUCACCUACCUGCUCAUCUUUGUAGUCGGCGUGCUGGGCAACAGCCUGACUUGCAUAGUCAUCGCCCGUCAUCGUGUGAUGCGCACGACGACAAACUACUACCUGUUCAGCUUGGCCAUUUCCGACCUCCUUGUGCUGUUGCUGGGUCUCCCGCUGGAGCUUUAUGAACUCUGGAGCAACUAUCCCUUUCUGUUUGGCGUUGCUGGCUGCUACUUCAAAACCUGCCUGUUUGAGACGGUCUGUUUUGCAUCUGUGCUCAACGUGACCGCCUUGAGCGUAGAGCGCUACAGAGCUGUGUUGCAUCCUCUGCACGCCAAACAUGUGGCGACGCACGCUCACGCCAAGCGCGUUAUCCUUGUGCUGUGGGCCGUCUCUCUGUUGUGUGCCUUGCCCAAUACCAGUCUGCAUGGCGUGGAGAUGUUAAAACCCCGUUUUGGACUCACUUUCCCCAAUUCGGGUGUGUGUACCGUGAUACACGACAGGUGGAUCUACAACUUGUUGGUGCAGGUGACGGCGCUGCUGUUCUUCAUCCUGCCGAUGCUCACCAUCACUGUGCUGUAUGUGUUGAUCGGCCUGCAGCUGCAUCGAGAACGGGGGUGUUUUGAUGCAAAGACUGGCCUCAGCCAGGAUGGGGUUACUCAGAGGGCACGUCAUCGGCAAGUCACAAAAAUGCUCUGUGCAUUGGUGAUUGUGUUUGGUAUCUGCUGGGCCCCGUUUCACAUCGAUCGUGUCAUGUGGAGCUACAUCGAUGACUGGACUGCAGAGAACCACCAUGUCUUUGAGUAUGUGCAUCUUCUUUCUGGUGUCUUCUUCUACUUGAGCUCAGUGGUCAAUCCCAUCCUGUAUAACCUCAUGUCUUCACGCUUCAGAGAAAUGUUCCGUGAGGUGGUGUGUCAAAAAGACCAUCGUCAGCUCUCAAUAAGUAAGGUCACAUUACGUAGUGUUGUUUCUGCCUCUUUCUCUGCCUCCAAUUCUGUCUCGUUUUCUGUAAAAUUCAACCCUCGUGGGCUGCCGCACACUCUCUAGAAAAUACCAGAGGAUUCUGCUCAAGUUAUUUUAUCCAGAUACUAUAGACGGUUUGCUCUUACGUCACGGUUUGGUCAGUUACCCGGAUGCAUGGCCAUAUUGGAGAUACUCGGAUGUAAACGAUAACAUGGACUGCACAGUCAAUGUACUACUGAUUACGUUGUUCUGUCAAUUUAUGUUGACUAAACCAUGGAAAAAAUGUGUGGAAAUUGGUGAAUCAUAUAGAAAAGAACUUUGUAAGGAAAGGGUGCAAUAUUUUGACAAACUAAAGUUGAUAGGUGGGAAAGAUACAUACAAGCCGUAUUAAUUAAGAUAUUAGCCUAAUAUUUCACCUACCUGACCAGAAAUGAUAAACACAAACAUGAAUGUUGUCAAGAUUCUUGCCCUGGAAAUCCUGGUUGAGUUUGGGCAACCACAAAUGCCUUUUGUUCCUCAAACAGUUUUUUGCACUCUUCUCUCUAAUUUGUUAUAACUUUUGGCAGUCUAUAGUACUCCAAAUGUUUUAGUGCAGCCCAAAACAUGACAAUAACUGACCAUUUUCAGCAGCAAUAUUCAGCAAAAUAAGUCAGUUUUGUUCAGUUCUGUGGCAUUGUUUACGUUCAGUGCCGCCAAUAUGGCCGACUGACGAUGCGUCGUGAAAAAACUCUAUAUCUUUUAUAGUUGCGUUGUCAAAGUAUUCAAUACUGUAUAUGCAGUUAAGUUAAUGAGUGCUUAUGUAAUCAAGUUAACAUUCAGAGAUACGGCAAAAUAGCCAAUAUACUCACAGAUAUAUAAAAACAAAAUAUUUACAGUACCAUUCAAAAGUUUGGGAUCGGUAUGAUUUUUUAAAAUGUUUUUUUUAUGUAAGUCUCUUAUGCUCACCAAGGAUGCAUUUAUUUGAUCAAAAAUAUGGUAAAAAUAGUAAUAUUGUGGAAUAUUAUUACAAUUUACCCUAACUGUUUUCUAUCUGAAUAUAUUUAAAAAUGUAAUUUAUUCCUGUGAUAUCAAAGCUGAAUUUUCAGCAUCAUUACUCCAGGCUUCAGUGUCACACAAUCCUUCAAAAAUUAUUGGGUUUGGCGCUCAAAAAAAUUUUUUUAUUACUAUCAAUAUUAAAAACAGUUGUACUGCUUCAUAUUUUUGUGGAAACUGUCAUUUUUUUCAGGAUUUUUUUAAAUGAGAAAUUUCAAAUUAACAGCAUUUUUUAAUGUCUUUACUGUCACUUUUGAUCAAUUUAAUGCAUCCUUGCUGAAUAAAAGUAUCAAUUUCUUUAAAAAAAAAUAAAAAAAAAUAAAUAAAAUGACUGACCCUAAAUGUUUGAACAGUGAGCACACUUUAAUUUUUACCUGCCAACCUAAUUUUGCUCAGUGUGUAAACACAUUAUCCAUUAUUCUGACAGAUUAUUUAGUGUCUGCGUGUUUUGAGCUUGUCUCUUUACACUGAUGUCAAAACAGGAUGACACAGCAUGUAAACACAUUAAGUGAUGUCAUCAAAUAUAAUCUGCAUUUUUUUUUAAAUUAAAAACGUCACAAAAAAGUAAUUUUAUAUCAAGUAACUUAUGUUUUUCACAGAUACUGGAAACAUUAUUAUAGGUAUCAUAGCCUUACGGGCAGCACUCUGACAUAUGGUGCAGCUGACUUUGAGUCCUGGCUCCAGGUCUUUUCCUGCUCCUGUUCCGCUCUCAAUGUGUCCUGUCUCUCCUCCUCCUGUCCUGUCUAAUAGAAGCCCAGAAAUAUAACUUCAAAAGAAAUGGGUCAGUUAGUUCGUAUAUUUCUUCUCCGCCAAUGUAAAUAGUUCCAUAAGAAGCCAAAGCAUCAAGUUUUACGUGUCACCGAGCAACACACAGACUGAAAGCCGGACUGGAACAACGCAUACGAGUGGAGCGGAGCGACAGAGAUUCCCACUGAAAAGCACUGAUGCUCCGACUUACAAUAAAACCAGGCAAAUGUAAUCCGCUUCCACGCAGCACUGCACACAGAGUCUGCAACACUGACAAGUGGACAUACAGUGAAACACUGUCAUACUAACUGACUAUUCUUAUCUUAUCCACCUUAUUUUUCAAUGCGGACACAAGCCGUUUUCUGUGAAUGUGCAAAACUUCCAGUUCAUUAGCCUCUCUAACUGGAAGAAUAACAACGUGCAGUAAAUAGUAAAACUGUUUGCGCUACAAACAUGUUCAUAAUUAAGACAAUGCAUUAAAAUAAUAACGUGAGACACGGCAGUUUGCAAUAUCAAGCAGAAAAAACAGCUGUUUUAUACAGCUAAAAAUAGCUGAAAUCGAAAGACACUGGAAGCCAGACGCCAUUAUAGCUGCCCCAACUCUUACACGGAAAAAAUAAGGUGGAUAGUGCCGCACAGGCAGUCAAACGUGAUAUUAUUAUACAUAUUAUUAUGUAUAAUAAUAAGUGACAGAAUGAUAAAAUACAUCAAUCUCUAUAUAUGUACAGAUAUAAAAUGUGUAGAUGACGCUACGUGCUCAAAAUUAGUGAAUUUUUUUUUUUAUUUACUGAAAGUCUCUGCUAUUUUCCAAAAGUACAAUUUUAUUUCAUUUUAAAAUGUUUUUUUACUUUAAUUUAUUUUCAAAUGUAAUUUAUUCCUGUGAUUCAAAGCUGAAUUUCUAGCAGCGUUACUCCAACGAUCCUUCAGAAAUCAUUCUAAUAUGCUGAUUUGCUGCUCAAGAGACAUUUCUAUUCAAUUUCAGGAUGCAGGAUGAAUAGAAAGUUCAAAACACCAGCAUUUAUUUGAAACAUUAUGAAUGUCUUUACUGUAAUUUUUGGUCAAUGUAAUACAUCCUUGCAGAAUAAUAAACCAUGUCUUGUAAAACACACUUGUGUAAAGACAGCUGUUGUAAAUCUUAAAUGUUUCCAGUAACCAAACAAGUUUCCCUUAAUUCUCACUGACUGUAAAAUCCACUGCAAUGAUGCCAAAUUUUAUUUCACUGUGAGCAUGUGAUAAGGUUAUAUUAGAUAUAUGUGCAUUAUAUAUGGUUAUAUUUGUUAGAAGUUGUAUUCUACAUGGUUAAAAACAUUGUUCCUUAUACUAGUGAGCCGUUCACUGAUAUACAAUGAUUCAUUGCAUAUAAGACAACAUCUGUUGUUGGAAUGUAGUAAUCACAGCGAAUGUGAAACAUCUAGAAUAUAUUCUAUAAAUGAAUCAUUUACUAAAAGUGAACUAUAGAUUUCUAGCUAUGGAGUUGUGAUGUUGAUUCUGCAGAUGUUUGUUUAGUGGUGUUUCUCUAAGGUUGUAUGUCUUGCUCAAGGCUGGAAUGCUGAUAACAGAUCUCCCAAACUCAAGUUCAGUGAGCUCCUCCACCUGUUUACUUUGCAAUAUUUAUCUCUCUGCUUUUUCUCUACAUGACACAGAGCAAUACAUCAUCUGUGAGGUCCAAGAUGAAAAAACGUGCUUGCAUUUCACUGUUUAUAUCAUGGGACUUUGUCAAUACCAUAAUAUGCUAAAUAAUGUAUAUAUUUAUAUAUUAUUCUAAGUAAUGUAAAUAUUUCUAAUAGCCAGAUCUGGAGGACAAGGAAAAUAUACUUCAAAUCAUUUGUCAUUAAUAUCUUCUGUUAUUCAUGUUCUUGUUUUUACAUGCUUUUUCAAUGAAUAUAAAUUCACUUGCAUUCCUAAGUACCAUCCUCAUGUGUUUUUCAGUGCUUUUUACCUGAUUGUAAAUAUUUAUCCUUAUAUCAAA
Labeo rohita (rohu) is the source of this 5088-nucleotide messenger RNA. RefSeq names its product neuromedin U receptor 1b (gene nmur1b). The coding region runs from base 213 to 1424 and encodes 403 amino acids. The record is from RefSeq and is a predicted model, not a curated record. Gene Ontology annotation, cellular component: plasma membrane. Gene Ontology annotation, molecular function: neuromedin U receptor activity. Lineage: Eukaryota; Metazoa; Chordata; Actinopteri; Cypriniformes; Cyprinidae. The transcript is spliced from 3 exons. Gene Ontology annotation, biological process: G protein-coupled receptor signaling pathway.